AUGCAAAAGACGCAGAUCAACUUUAUCCGCGGCUGGCCGGCGCCGGAGCUGCUCCCCGCCGGGCAGCUCGCGGCCGCGUGCCAGCGCGUGCUCGCAACGGACCGGCCGGACGUGUAUACCCCGCUGCUCGAGUACGGCGCCGACGAGGGCUACGCGCCGCUGCGGCGCGGCCUGGCGACGUGGCUCGGCCGGCACUACGGCGUCGCGCCGGACCCGGACCGCAUCUGCGUCACUGGCGGUGCCAGCCAGAACCUCGCCCGCAUCCUGCAGAGCUUCAGCGACGCCCACGUCACGCGCGCCGUUUGGGCCGUCGCGCCCGUGUACCACCUCGCCGUGCCCAUUUUCCAGGACGCCGGCUUCGGCGGGGGCCGCGUGCGGGCCACGCCCGAGGACGAAGACGGCGUCGACGUCGACGCCCUGCGCGAGAGGAUGGAGGCGCUGGAGCAGGAGGAAAAGGGUCGGGAUUUCGGCAAGCCCACCAAGCUGCCGCACCCAAAGCGCAAGUUCUACCGGCACCUCGUCUACCUCGUGCCGACAUGCGCCAACCCCUCGGGGAAGUCAAUGCCCGUCGCCCGCCGCGAGGCUCUGGUCCGGCUCGCGCGCAAGCAUGACGCUCUGAUCAUCUCUGACGACGUCUACGACUUUUUGCAGUGGCCGCUCGACGGCCCCGUCACCGCCGCGCCCGCGCCCGAGACGCUGCUUCCGCGCCUCUGCGACAUUGACCUGGCCCUGCCGCGCGCUGACGGCGACCCUGACGGCUUCCGGCACACAGUGAGCAACGGCUCCUUUAGCAAGAUCUCGGGCCCUGGCGUGCGCACUGGGUGGGCCGAAGCGUCGCCGGCCUUCGUCGCCGGCCUCGCCAGCACCGGGUCGACGCGGUCCGGCGGCGCCCCGAGCCAGCUGUGCGCCGGCAUGCUCUCCGACUUGGUCGACAGCGGCGAGUUGGAGCGCAACAUUCAUCAAAUCCUGCGGCCGGCGCUGCAGCGGCGCCACCGUCUGCUGCUGGACGCGGUGCGCAAGCACCUGGCGCCGCACGGCGUCAUGUUUCGAGAGGCCAGUUUGACAGGCGGCAAGUCCUUUGGCGGCUACUUCCUGUGGCUCAAGUUGAAGCCGGGCUUCUCGGCGGAUUUGGUUGCAAAAGUGGCCAGUGAGGAGGAAAAUGUCAUAAUUGGCUUCGGCAACAUGUUUACGGUCCAGGGAGAAAAGACAAAAACGAGCUUCGAUCAGUAUUUUCGGCUGUGCUUCUCGUGGUUGCCCGAGGAGGAGUUGGAAGAGGGCGUCAAGAGGCUGGAGAAAGUCUUGGUCCGCAUCGAAAAAAAUGAACAACACUACAAAGCUCUCGAGCAGAAAAUGCUCGGUCAAGGUGACACGAGGCAGUUUGUAUAG
Messenger RNA from Beauveria bassiana ARSEF 2860, 1386 nucleotides. Its product is annotated as Pyridoxal phosphate-dependent transferase. The transcript has 2 exons. Gene Ontology annotation, molecular function: pyridoxal phosphate binding; L-2-aminoadipate:2-oxoglutarate transaminase activity. The record is from RefSeq and is a predicted model, not a curated record. Gene Ontology annotation, biological process: biosynthetic process. Bases 1 to 1386 code for a protein of 461 amino acids. NCBI's taxonomy places the organism in Eukaryota, Fungi, Ascomycota, Sordariomycetes, Hypocreales, Cordycipitaceae.